This is a messenger RNA of Klebsormidium nitens, 4729 nucleotides long. NCBI's taxonomy places the organism in Eukaryota, Viridiplantae, Streptophyta, Klebsormidiophyceae, Klebsormidiales, Klebsormidiaceae. The record is from the annotation of a GenBank genome assembly.
GGCGCUUCCAGGGUUUCCAUGGCUGCUGCAUAGGCGACAGAGUUUCCGCUUCGUUCUCUGGUCGUAUUGCCGCUUUAUAGCUGAGGCUUUAGGGCAGACGUUACACGGAAGCCCUGACUGGGUUGACAACUCCAAGAAAGCGGUCCAGGUGGUUGCGGCACACGGGCUAGUGGCCCCGAGGAAGGUUCUACUGGACGGGGGCAGCUUCUACUCCAUGGCGGGAGCCAAGCUCAAGGCACAGCUGGGGCUCACUGCCGCGGACAUGGACGCCGGGGGCCACCGGGUUCACACCGCCACCGGGAAGAUAGAGGCGCUGCAGGGGGGGCUGACCAGGAACCCGGUCCCCAUAAUCCUAAAUGCGGGGACCCCAGAGAAGCUCACACUCUACGAGCGGUUGGCCUUGACCGAUUCCACCGGCUACGACCUCCUUGUUGGGACGCGGGCGGCGUACCCCGCUGGUCUGUCGGUAGAUCGGUGGACCGAGGAAGCAACCUAUCGUGCGGACUGGAGGGGCGAGGGGAGAGUGGUGGGCAGGCUGCCUAUGCGCCUGCACCAAGAGCGGGAGGAGAAGACUCGGGGGGCAGGCGAAGGCGGGAGUCAGGAGCAGGGGAGCAGCGCUGGCCCCGGUGUCCCCCACGAUGAUGCUGCGCGGAGGCGGGCAAAGGUUGACAGGGUGGACAAGUGGCGCGCGAGGCGGUGGCCGCGAGGCCCACCACUGGAUGUGACGCGGGAGGCGGAGGCCGCGGUUAAGAGAGCGAUAGGGGAGAAGCGGAGAAAGGUGGCGGUGCCGCAGAGGAUAGAAAUAGAACAGCUGCGCGGGUGUCAGCCCCUGGACUGGCGCGUGAUUCAGCCCCUGCCGCGGGACAGGCCCCUGCGUGUGUUGGAGUUGUUUGCGGGGGUGGGGGCGGCCACGCAGGCGCUGGCGCGGGUGGGAUACCAGGACAUCAGGCUAGUCACGCGCGAGCAGCUGAGCGAACUGGGGCCGGUGGACCUAGUCGUCGCGGGGUGGCCUUGCCAGGGCAGCAGUGCGGCCGGAACGGGGCAGGGGUUGGACGACGGACGGUCAGGCCUGGUGGUGGAGCUUCUGCGCGUUAUGCGCAACCUGCAGGCGCUGCACCAAGGCUGGGGACGGCAGCUCGGAUACCUGAUAGAGCACGUGGCCGCAGGGUUCGAUAAGCGGCCCAAGGUCAGGGAGCACUACGAGGCUGUACGCGGGCUGUUAGGGCCAGAGGUGGUGGUAGACGCGGCGCAGCUGGGGUCCCGGGCGCACAGGCUGCGGGCCUGGUGGACGAACUUAGAAGGGAUGGCGCUCCUUCGUGAGGCCUUAAGCCAACAGAAGCGUCCGGAGGGGCUAUUUGUGGGCCAGGUGCUGGGGGCAGGGCGCAGGGCGAAGCAGCCGCGGAGCGAGGGAGUAGCCCCGUGGGCGAAGGUGGAACGGCCAGGGGAGGCGCGGAGGGCGCUCAACACUUUUGUCAGCUACAGUGGCUCAUACGCCUUCUCGCGUGCGGGCGGGGGGGUGCUGCGCUGUGAGCGCCCAGGCGGCCAAGUGACGUUUGAAGAACCCACCGCUGAAGAGCGAGAGCUGGCGAUGGGCUUCCCGCGUGGGUUCACUGCCGCCCCGGGCGUCUCUGAGAAUCUGAGGCGCGAGCUGCUUGGCCAAACGAUGGACCUCAACACCGUGAUGUGGCUGCUGGCGGCGUGCAGGGCAGGAGGGGAGGCCCGGGCCAGGGCGGCAGCAAGCGGCGCACGGUUGAGGGAAGCUGAGGGGGUGGCAGGCAGCGCCAGGCAUGGGCGCAAUGAGGCAGAGCUGGCAGCAGGAGCGGUGGGGUACGAGCAGCUGGCAGGGCGGAGCGUAGAAGCUUUGUUGGAGGCCGCGUCGGCGCAGGCCAGGGGAGAAGCCAGUGCGGUGUCCAAGCCGGGGGAGCAGGAGCAGUCAAGGCAGGGGCCAGGAGCUGGCGCUGGUGGUGGGGCGCAGCUGGAGGGGCCGGGGCCGCCAAGGGGAACGGUGGCAGGGAAGGGCUGGACGGUGGGGGCCCAGCUUAACGAAGAAAAGCGGGAGUACGCGGCGGCGGUGGCGGAAAAGAACAGGGAUGUGUUCGCGUUUAGCUUGGAAGAGAUAGGGGAGUUCAAGCUAUUCGAGGUCGAGCUGGACCUGAAAACGGAGCAGCCAAUCUUUGAGCGAAGGAGGAAGCACAUCGCGCGGGAGUGGGAACUUGUCGAUGAGCGGUGCCAGGAGCUGGAGAAGGCAGGGAUAAUCGAGGAGUGCGAGUCAGACUUCGCGGCCAACUCGGUGAUGGCCGCCAAGAAAGACCCAGAGGGGAAUUGGAAGUUGGCUCGGUUCUACACCGAUCUAAGGCGGGUCAACGAGCAGACCGCGCAGGACCGCUACCCCAUGCCGCUGCCGGAGGACGUGCUUGAGGGGCUGGGGCACGCACGGUUCUACUCGACGAUCGACGUGAGGGGGGCGUUCCACCAGCUGGUGGUGAGGAAGCAGGACAGGAGGAAGCUGGCCUUUUGGAGCAGCAACAAGCUCUACUGCUGGAAGCGCUGCCCUUUUGGGGCAAGGAACGCCAGCGCCUGGUUCCAGCGGGCGAUAGAUCGGACGCUGCGGGGGCUGGAGGGGUUUGCACGCAGUUUCGUAGAUGACUUGCUGGUGGCAGGCGGGGAGACCCUCGAGGAGCACAUGGAGCUAGUGCAGAGGGUACUGGACAGGCUGCGGGAGGUGGGCCUGAAGUGCCACCCGGAGAAAUGUUGUUUCGGCGCGGAUUUGGUGGAGUACCUCGGGAUGUGGCUGCGGCCAGGGGUCGUGUCCCCGCAGGUGGCGAAGGUGGCUGCGAUAGCCGCACUCCCAAGGCCCACCGAUGUCACCCGGGUGCAGGCCCCGCUAAACGAGCUGACGAAGAAGGGGGUGUCGUGGCGCUGGGGAGAGGAGCAAGAGAGCGCCUUCCAGGCCCUCAAGCAGGCCCUGCAGGGGAGCCCUGUACUAGCGCUCCCCAGGCGGGGGCGGCCGUUUCGCGUCCGCUGUGACUGGAGUAAGCGCGGCGUGGGUGGGGUCCUGCUACAGGAGGACGAGCAGGGACUGGAGCGGGUGGUGGCCUACGGGAGUCGCAGCUGCAACCAGGCGGAGUCCCGGUACAGCAGCUUUGAGGGCGAGCUCCUGGCCGCGGUCUACUUCGUGCGGUUCUGGCGCCAGUACUUGUACGGGGAACGGUUCGUACUGGAGAGCGACCACCAACCGCUGAAGUGGAUCCUCACCAACUCGAAGCUCACAGGCAAGUUGGCGCGGUGGGCACUACUGCUGAGUGAGUUUGACUUCGAGGUGAAGCACAAGCCCGGGGUGGACAACGAGAUGGAUUGCCUCAGCCGGUACCCCAGGGAGAGCCAAGAGGAUAGCACGGGGGUGCGGCAGAAAGGGGAGCUGGAGAGCGAGAGCGCGCCGGUCUGGUCGGCGGCGGCCUGCCUGUCUUGGCAGCCCAGCGCAGCCGUGGUGAGCGGGGCAGACGGCCUGGUGGGCGCUUUGGCCCCCGUGGACGUGUGGGCCGAUGAGGCCCUGCUGGGAGUGCUCAAGGGGGACGGGUACCCCCUUCGCUGCGCGCCAAGGGAGAGAGAUCGGCUGCAGCACCGCGCGCGGGGCUACGAGUGGAGGGGGGACCACCUUGUACGCAGCCUGGUAUCGGGUGGCCAGGUGCGGGUGGUCCCACGACCGGAGGUCAGGGUGCGACUGGUUAAGGACGUGCACGAGCGAGCAGGGCACAUGGGAGCACGCAAGACGCUGUCGUUGCUGAGGCCGCACUAUUGGUGGGUGGGCCUGGCGGCGGACGUGGGGAAGGCGCUGAGGGGGUGUGAGGCGUGCGACCGGGUGAGGGCCGCGUUCAACGCGAAGCACCCCACGCUCCAACCCCUGCCCAUCAAAGGGCUGUUCUACCGGUGGGGUCUUGACUUCGCGGGGCCGCUGCCGCGCUCCCGGCGGGGGAACCACUACGUGCUGGUGCUGGUGGAGCACUUCAGCAAGACCGUGUCCCUGGUUCCCACGCAAGAUAAGGAGCCCUCCACGGUGGCAGAGGCGUUCACGCGGGAGGUGCUGACGCGGUUUGGAGCGCCCGCAGAGGUGGUGACGGACAGGGGCGGGGAGUUCGCUGCAGAGUUCCAGGCGUGCCUGGACGCGGCGUUGGUGGACCACAGGGCCACGUCCGCCCACCACCCGCAGGCGAACGGGCUGAGUGAACGCGUAGUCCAGGUGGUCAAGCGGGCGCUGCGCAAGUGGUGCCUGGGGCACGCAGCGGAGGACUGGGACCUUUACCUCCCCUGGGUGGCCAUGGGGUACAACUUCAGCACGCAGGCGUCACUGGCAUCGUUCUCCUCGUACCAGCUCGUGCACGGACGGUCUCCCGUGGUCCCAGGGGCCAUCAAGGUGGAGAUCGCUGAGCCCCUGGACCUGGACAACGAGGAGCGGCUGGUAGCGCUGGUGGCGGAGCGCGCGAAGCUGUUCGAACGGUGGAUGCCCAUGGCGAUGGGCAACCUGGAGAUCGCCCAGCACCGCGACACCCUCCGGUAUGCCAAGACGCGGAGCGGUGCCUGGAAGCCGCAGGCAGUCAGGUACGAGCCGGGGGACUACGUGUACCUGCAGCGAGAGAUGCUGGAUACGCUGGACACGCGGGCGGGGCCGCACAUCCUCAGGGUGCGCGAGGUGGCGGCCAACGGACGGUGUCCUGGAGCUGGAGGGGGCUGA